Messenger RNA from Dipodomys ordii (Ord's kangaroo rat), 518 nucleotides. RefSeq names its product coiled-coil domain containing 12 (gene Ccdc12). The transcript is spliced from 7 exons. The record is from RefSeq and is a predicted model, not a curated record. The coding region runs from base 21 to 518 and encodes 165 amino acids. Gene Ontology annotation, cellular component: post-mRNA release spliceosomal complex; U2-type spliceosomal complex. NCBI's taxonomy places the organism in Eukaryota, Metazoa, Chordata, Mammalia, Rodentia, Heteromyidae.
GGGGAAGUAGAGCAGGCAAGAUGGCGGCUGCUCCGGCGGGUGUGGGCCGCCUCGAGGAAGAAGCGCGACGGAGAAAAGAACGGCUGAAAGCCCUACGGGAGAAAACGGGGCGUAAGGACAAGGAUGGGGAACCAAAGACCAAGCAGCUCAGAGAAGAGGAGGAGGAAGGCGAGAAGCACAGGGAACUGAGGCUGCGCAAUUACGUCCCUGAGGACGAGGAUCUGAAAAGGAGGAGGGUGCCCCAGGCCAAACCCGUGGCAGUGGAGGAGAAAGUGAAGGAGCAGCUGGAGGCGGCCAAGCCCGAGCCUGUCAUUGAGGAAGUGGAUCUGGCUAAUCUUGCACCGAGGAAGCCUGAUUGGGACCUUAAGAGAGAUGUGGCCAAGAAACUGGAGAAACUUGAAAAGAGGACUCAGAGAGCCAUCGCUGAGCUGAUCCGUGAGCGGCUCAAAGGCCAGGAGGACAGCCUGGCCUCAGCCGUGAAUGCCCCCACAGGACAGGAGGCCUGCGACUCCGACUGA